Molecule: messenger RNA, 2795 nt
Organism: Chelmon rostratus (copperband butterflyfish)
Lineage: Eukaryota; Metazoa; Chordata; Actinopteri; Chaetodontiformes; Chaetodontidae
Gene: tank
Product: TRAF family member-associated NFKB activator
Exons: 8
Coding region: 187-1200 (337 amino acids)
Biological process (GO): canonical NF-kappaB signal transduction
Source: RefSeq, a predicted model, not a curated record
UUCCCAUCUCAGCCAGGCUAUGUAAAACAUAUGCUGCCAUAUCCUCUCCGGCGCUUCGUAACUUUGCAUCUGAAGAUUAGGCGACGACGCUGCGGCCGUGUCAAAACAACAAACUCGACUUUUUAACAGUUACUCGAAUGAAGGGCUCAUGUCUGCUGUGUCAGUGAUGAUUGUGGAGCACACGGCAUGGAAAGGAACAUCGGAGACCAGCUCAACAAAGCUUUUGAAGCUUACCGCCAGGUCUCCAUUGAAAAGGACAAUGCUAAAAAGGAGCUGCAGCAAAUGACUGAAUAUUAUGAGCGAUACACUCAAAAGCUUCAGAAGCAGAUAGAGGACCAGCAGCAGUUGAUUUCAAAACUUGAAGCUAAGUUAUCAGCAACAAGGCAACCAUCAGGAGAGAUGAAAUGUGAGCCCUGCAACCAUCUCCUUGAUGGGGCUGGCGCUUAUAGGAUAACACAGUAUCCGGAGAAUCUGGGCACCGUUGCUGUUGCUCCCAAUAUUCCAGUGAACAGCAGUGUUGACUAUCAGGACAUGCUGGAGGCAUUUGAAGCAAUUCAAGGGAAAUUCCGGCAGAUUCGUUCUCUAACCAGAAGACAAAAAGAUCACCUGAAAAGAUUCCACAGAGGAAAUGAUACAUCAAACGAUCAGCGGUUCUCCAUGCCCAUCCAGUGCACAGACCGUACAGCAGAGGCAGAGAGACCCUUCUCCUCAGCGCUAAGGUCAGCGGUGGAUGUCACAUCUCUGGCGUCCCGCGGCGCCAGCCCCGAGGACGGGGACCUAGUAGACUCUCUCACCAAACUCAGCGUCAAAUUCCCGCCCUCUGCAGACAGUGAAUAUGACUUCCUGAACAGUGCUCCAGAGAGACACAUUGGUCUGACCGUGCCCACGAAGCGGCCCCUCAGCACUGUCCCCUCCCAACUGAUGGAGGAGGAGCCUGUGGAAUUGCCCAUGCCUUUUGUCUACCCUACGUCCCCCUCCCACUCAACAUCAUCUUCGCUCUCCCAGGAGAGCGUGCGGGGACCCCAGCAGCCUGUCUGGAGUCCCGAGCUGUCUGAUGUGGUUGACGUGGGGACAGAACUGGAGACGCCUCAGAGCAGCAGUCCUGAUAAAUGUGCUUUCUGCAACGCUGUGGUUCCUCAGGACCGAAUGAACAGCCACCUCUACUUGCAUUUCUCUCCAAAGAAUGAAGCCGACAAUUGACAGUGGAAGCAGAGACUGAUGGGCCAAGGCCACAGCUACACCAAGACUUACUGUAUUCAUGGUCCAGUCCUGCCUGCCAUGAAGUAUAUGCGGUGUGUCGGAUUUGAAAUGACACUGCAAUAAGACUUGAAUCCACUUAUUUAAUAUUGAAGAAUUGAAUGGUACACUUUCUUGUCCAUUAUAUUUUUCUAAUAUCUCGCUGAGAUUUUACUCUAAGUGACGAUGAUGCAGGAUAUGGUAUAUCUGAGCAAAUAAAGCGGACAUUUACUCUUGCGACACUUUUUUUAAAUCAUUUGAAUCAUUUCAAAUUUAAAGCAGACUGGGAUACUCGUUAGUGUAGCCAUACAGAAAGACAUAAGGAGGACAAGAUGUGUAUUUAUUAACUUUCUGUAACAUGUUUAUACAUUUUUAUUUGAAAACAUGAUUUACAUUAAUAACAUACGGCAAUUUCCAAUUAGACAUUUGUUGAUGAAGACAUGUUGUGUAAAUUAAGCUUGUGAUCAUUUCUGCUGAAAUAAUCUUUGUUGUUUCCAACUUUGAAAUCACUUUAAAAGUUAGCGUGCCAUUUGUUCAUUAAAAUGAUCUACACAGAUGGCAACACAUCACGUUAGGCGCAGGCUAUUUGUUCAGCUGGAUGGCCAAUUACCUUAUUAUCUGAACAGCGAUGAUUUUACCUUAAGCAAUAUUAUGCUGUACAUAUUGUAUUAACAUUUAUUUGAAACGAACAUGACGUUUUUACUCUAAUAAUGCUAUACAAAGUGAUAAAAUGAGACAUUCUAGGCUACAUAUUAAUAAUUAAAAUGUUAACAAGACCGAACAGUGAAGUGCAGGUAGUCGUGAUUUGGAAAUAGAACAGAUGAUGUUUGAGUCACUGACUGUGUGAAAGAACAUCUUUUACAGUAUGUGCAGCACGUAUCAUUUGUCUUUUCUAAACAGCAGCCUCAGCUUUUGACUUCUGCAGUAUUUAUUCACACCUUUGCUAACAAUUGCAAUGAUUUUCCGCGUUCAGUGUGAUGAUGUUUGAGGAAACGGGGACACUGUGUGUUGAAACACUUGGUUGUGCAGAGAGAACCUUACAGCUCCUCAGCUAUGGGCUGGUAACACUUUUGCUGGGUAGAUGAGCUGGUGUGAAGACUGCAAACAAGGUUUUUCCCCCCUCUUUAAAAGUGUCGGGCACUAUGGCUCACUUCUCAUAAUCAAAUACUGCUUGAUCGACUGAUUGAUUUGUUAUUGUUAUGUUAUAAACCUUAACUGAUUGUUGCCGCUGAGCAUUUCACUGUGUUUCAUAAAUAGCUCAGAAGGGUGUAAAAAAUGUGAUGUAGUAAUGCUAUCAAGUACUCCCAACUAGUGAGUCAUUACACUAAGAUAGAAGAGCACAACUGAAACACAGCACAUCAUCAACAUGGAGGAAAAGAUGGAUCGUACUUGUCAUUUGGUGUAUUUACAAAGGUGAUUAUUACAUAUUGAUCUAAUGUAAUGUGUGUUUAUUUUGGAUUGACAUGAACCACAUAAUUUUACAAUUUGCAUCACAUUGUGGAUGCUGAGGGGAGAAUUUAUUCUGAUUUUUUUUUGGCAAAUACAUAUCCCUAAUGAUC